Triticum turgidum subsp. durum (durum wheat) is the source of this 1638-nucleotide messenger RNA. NCBI's taxonomy places the organism in Eukaryota, Viridiplantae, Streptophyta, Magnoliopsida, Poales, Poaceae. The record is from the annotation of a GenBank genome assembly.
AUGGGGGCGCCGGAGUGGUGGUGGUCGACGUGGAGGGGGCUGGCCGUCGCCGCCACGGCGGCGUGCCUGCUCCUUCACGUGGCGGCGCGGGUGGCGGACGCGCUCUGGUGGCGGCCGCGGCGGCUGGAGGCGCACUUCGCGCGGCAGGGCGUGCGCGGCCCGCCGUACCGCUUCCUCGUCGGCUGCGUCCGGGAGAUGGUGGCGCUCAUGGCGGACGCCACCGCCAAGCCCAUGUCGCCGCCCACCUCCCACAACGCGCUGCCCCGGGUGCUCGCCUUCUACCACUACUGGAGGAAGAUCUACGGGCCGACGUUCUUGAUAUGGUUCGGGCCGACGCCGCGGCUCACGGUGGCGGACCCCGAGCUGGUCCGCGAGAUCUUCCUGACGCGCGCCGACGCGUUCGACCGCUACGAGGCGCACCCCAUCGUCCGGCAGCUCGAGGGGGACGGCCUCGUCAGCCUGCACGGCGACAAGUGGGCCCUCCACCGCCGCGUCCUCGCCCCCGCCUUCUACCCCGACAACCUCAACCGGCUGGUUCCGCACGUCGGCAGGUCGGUGGCGGCGCUGGCGGAGAGGUGGCGGGCGAUGGCGCGCGCGAGCGGCGGCGAGGUCGAGGUGGACGUGGCGGAGUGGUUCCAGGCGGUGGCCGAAGAGGCCAUCACGCGCGCCACGUUCGGCCGCAGCUACGCCUCCGGCCGCGUGGUGUUCCGCAUGCAGGGCCGCCUCAUGGCCUUCGCCUCCGAGGCCUUCCGCAAGGUGCUCGUCCCGGGCUACCGGUUCUUGCCGACCAAGAAGAACCGGAUGUCGUGGGGCCUGGACAGGGAGAUCAGGCGGGGUCUGGUCCAGCUCAUCGGCCGGCGCAGCGACGCCGCCGAGGACCACGAGGCGGCCGCCAAGGACAAGGGCAACAGCGGCGGCGGCUUCAGGGACCUGCUGGGGCUGAUGAUCAAUGCCCGCGACAAGAGGUCGCAGCCCAUGCCGGUGGAGGAGAUGGUGGAGGAGUGCAAGACGUUCUUCUUCGCCGGCAAGCAGACGACCACGAACCUGCUGACCUGGGCCACGGUGCUCCUGGCCAUGCACCCGGACUGGCAGGACCGCGCCCGGCAGGAGGUCCUCGCCGUGUGCGGCCCCGGCGAGCUCCCCACCAAGGAGCAGCUGCACAAGCUGAAAACGGUGGGGAUGAUCCUGAACGAGACGCUGAGGCUGUACCCGCCGGCGGUGGCCACCAUCCGCCGGGCCAAGGUGGACGUGGCCCUCGGGGACCUGGCGAUCCCGCGCGACACGGAGCUGCUGAUCCCGAUCAUGGCGAUCCACCACGACCCCGGGCUGUGGGGCCCCGACGCGGCGCAGUUCAACCCCGCCCGGUUCGCCGGCGGCGCGGCCCGCGCGGCGGCGCACCCGCUGGCGUUCAUACCGUUCGGGCUGGGCGCCCGGAUGUGCAUCGGCCAGAACCUCGCGCUCCUGGAGGCCAAGCUCACCGUCGCCGUCCUGCUCCAGCGGUUCGAGAUGAGGCCGUCGCCCAAGUACGUGCACGCGCCGACGGUGCUCAUGCUGCUCCACCCGCAGUACGGCGCGCCCGUGAUCUUCCGCCCGUCCCCUGUCGCCGCCCCGCCGUCCGCGUCGAUCCACGCUAGCUAG